UCUUCAGUGAGAAGCUUUAUGUAGGUCAGGCUUGGCUUAAGCAGAUUUCCUGAACCUGCGUCAGCUUAAGCUGGAGGAAUUUUAAUAAACCCUCCCCUGUAGGCGUGGGCCUAAAUGAGGCUAGCCUAGUUAAGCCUGAUCUUUUUCUGUUUGUGAAAAGAGCUGAGCAGAGCUGAAAGCUGCAUGGUGGUUUCAGAAACUGCCUACUUAAUUUUGAAAAGAACAAUGGUAGGAAAAGCUAGAUCUUCCAAUUUUACCUUAUCUGAAAAGCUUGAUUUGUUAAAGCUUGUGAAGCCAUAUGUUAAAAUUCUGGAAGAACACACUAACAAACAUUCAGUGAUAGUGGAAAAGAAUAGAUGUUGGGAUAUCAUAGCAGUUAACUAUAAUGCAAUUGGAGUAGACCGCCCUCCUCGAACAGCGCAGGGCCUACGCACUCUUUACAAAAGGCUCAAAGAAUAUGCCAAACAGGAGCUAUUGCAGCAAAAAGAGACCCAGUCAGAUUUUAAAAGCAAUAUUUCUGAGCCAACCAAGAAAGUUAUGGAGAUGAUUCCCCAGAUUUCCAGUUUUUGCCUGGUAAGAGACAGAAACCACAUACAAAGUUCAUUCAGCCCCUAAAGAAAUAACAGUGUCUAAGGGACAAGAAGAGAAACCUGAUAGCCUAGUUAAAUAUUUCAGUGUUGUUUGGUGUAAAGCUUCAAAGAAAAAACACAAAAAGUGGGAAGGUGAUGCUGUUCUUAUUGUAAGAGGAAAGUCAUUUACCUUAAAGGAUUUGGAAGGCAAAGACAUUGGAAAAGGCACUGGAUAUAAAUUGAAAGAGCUUGAAAAGAUUGAAGAGGGUCAAACAAUGAUGAUUGGUGGAAAAGAAAUAGAAGUCAUGGGUAUCAUCUCUCCAGAUGAUUUCAACAGUGGAAGAUGUUUUCAGUUUGGAGGAGGAUGUUCUGCUGUCUUAAGUUCUUCUCAAGCUGCCAAGAAGUGUUUCUCUAACCCUUUCAAAAGUGUCUGUAAACUCAGUUCAAAGGAAAAUAAACAGAACAGUUUCCAAAAUUGCAAACCACGCCAUGACCCACAUGCACCAAAUUCCCUUGUUAUGCUCCGACCAGAUAAGAAUCACCAGUGGCUGUUCAAUAAGACCUGUUUUCCUGUUGUGGAUGUAGUGAUAGAUCCUCACCUUGUAUAUUACCUUCGACCACAUCAGAAAGAAGGGAUCAUAUUCCUUUAUGAAUGUGUGAUGGGAAUGAGGGUGAAUGGCAGAUGUGGAGCUAUUCUUGCCGAUGAAAUGGGUUUAGGGAAAACACUGCAAUGUAUUUCGCUUAUCUGGACCCUACAGUGUCAGGGACCCUACGGAGGCAAGCCAAUAAUAAAGAAGACACUUAUUGUCACACCUGGAAGCUUGGUGAAUAAUUGGAGGAAAGAAUUCCUCCAAUGGCUAGGAAUUGAAAGGAUCAAGAUAUUUACUGUUGAUCAGGACCACAAAGUAGAAGAAUUCACCAAAUCUCCAUUUUAUUCUGUUCUUAUCAUCAGUUAUGAAAUGUUACUUCGUUCCCUGGAUCAAAUUAAGACUGUAAAAUUUGAUCUUCUAAUUUGUGAUGAAGGUCAUCGUUUGAAGAACAGUACCAUUAAGACAACUACAGCCCUCAUUAGCCUCUCUUGUGAGAAAAGGAUAAUUUUAACUGGUACUCCAGUUCAGAAUGAUCUCCAAGAAUUUUUUACAUUAAUUGAUUUUGUAAAUCCAGGAAUAUUAGGCUCUUUGUCAGCUUAUAGAAAAAUAUAUGAAGAACCCAUUAUUAUAUCAAGACAACCUUCUGCUUCUGAGGAAGAAAGGAAGUUAGGAGAGCAAAGAGCAGCUGAACUUACUUGCCUCACUGGACUCUUCAUCCUUAGAAGAACCCAAGAAGUCAUAAAUAAAUAUCUCCCUCCUAAAAUAGAGAAUGUAGUCUUUUGCCGACCAGGAGCCCUACAGAUUGAACUUUAUAGAAAACUGUUAAAUUCUCAGGCCGUCAGAUUCUGUCUUCAAGGAUUGUUGGAAAAUACUUCUCAUCUAAUAUGUAUCGGAGCUCUUAAAAAACUGUGCAAUCACCCCUGCCUUUUGUUUGGCUCAAUAAAGGAAAAAGAAAGCAACUCAACUUGGGAUGAGAGUGAAGAAAGAAAUCUCUAUGAAGGCUUGAUGAAUGUGUUCCCUGCUGAUUACAACCCGAUCAUGUUUACUGAGGAAGAGUCUGGAAAACUGCAGGUGCUGUCAAAGCUCUUAGCCGUUAUCCAUGAACUUCGUCCUGCUGAAAAAGUUGUGUUGGUAUCCAACUAUACACGAACCUUGGAUAUUUUACAAGAAGUCUGCAAGCGUCAUGGAUAUGCUUAUACAAGACUUGAUGGACAGACCCCAAUCUCUCAAAGGCAGAAAAUUGUUGAUGGCUUUAAUAGUAAAUACUCUUCUGAUUUUAUUUUUUUGUUAAGUUCAGAAGCUGGUGGUGUGGGGCUUAACCUUAUUGGAGGAUCUCACUUAAUCCUCUAUGACAUUGAUUGGAAUCCAGCUACUGAUAUCCAGGCAAUGUCUAGAGUGUGGAGAGAUGGUCAGAAGCACCCUGUACAUAUUUACAGACUCCUAACCACAGGUACAAUAGAGGAAAAGAUCUAUCAAAGACAGAUCAGUAAACAAGGUCUUUCUGGGGCAGUUGUAGACCUAUCCAAGACAUCUGAUCAUAUUCAGUUUUCAGUGGAAGAACUUAAAAAUUUGUUCACAUUGCAUGAAAGUUCACAUUGCGUUACUCAUGACCUGCUUGACUGUGAAUGUACAGGAGAAAAUCAUACAGGUGAUUCACUGGAAAAAUUCCCUGUGUCUAGAAGUUGUCAGCUUGGUCCACAUCACCAGAAGUCUGACUCCCUGAAACCUCUCUCCAUGUCACAGCUGAAACAGUGGAAACAUUUUCCUGGAGAUCACUUAAAUCUUACAGAUCCUUUUCUUGAAAGAAUAAGAGAAAAUGUAUCAUUCUUUUUUCAAAAUAUAACCAAUCAAACUAUUGCUAUAUAAUGAAAUAUUACUUUAUGACAUUAUUUUGCUUCCCCCUUUAAAAAGUUAAUCUAGUAAGUAAAUGUACCUUUGGAAAACAAAUAGAAUUAUUUUAAUUAUAAUAAUGUAUUUUGUUGCACACUAUAUUAGAGUUUUGAUACGGUAGUCAAAACUGACUUGUUCAAUGUUUUGUAUAUGUUCCUAAAUAUUGAAACAUUAAAGACAUACUUCUGUCAUCCUA
Messenger RNA from Odocoileus virginianus texanus, 3245 nucleotides. The record is from RefSeq and is a predicted model, not a curated record. NCBI's taxonomy places the organism in Eukaryota, Metazoa, Chordata, Mammalia, Artiodactyla, Cervidae.